ACUGAAACGCCUAGCUCUCGCCCUCAAACUCUCCACGAAUUUAGGGUUUCAAUUUCUUCUAGAGGCUCAAUUUCUCGAUUUAAUAUGAAGAAGAUGAAAGUGGGCACCGAAGAUGCAGUGAUCAAAGUCAUCCGGGGAAACCCUGAGAGGAUGGCACCUUUAGUGGGCUAUUUCCCAUCCGGGUUUGAUCCAGACCCGAAUUCAACCAAUGUUGGGGUCUUUAGGCACAAACAAAGAGGUGGUACUAGGCUUCAGCUUGUGGUAACCCCGGAAAACGAGGCCAAGGUUGAUUUCGUCGCAACUAGCUAUGCUGGUGAGGCUCAGGCUGGGGAGUAUUGCUCUUAUGGACUUGGUAUUUUUGAUAAGGCCACCCGCACAUUGAAGAUUGUGCCUAUUGCUAAUAACAAAGUAUUUAGGUUAGAACCAAAAGUUCAAGGCAUUGACUCCUCUAAUGAGAAUGAGAAGCCUGCAAGUUCAGUGAUCGGAGAACUUUCUGAACAUGAGAAGGCAGAAAAGCGUAUACAACUUCAUAAUCUUUAUGGAACAAAGAAGUCCAUACGGAAGAACAAAAAAAUGCAAAUGUUGAAGCGCGAAAAUGAUCCUGAUGCUCAUAAUGAUUUGGAUGUAAUCAAACAAUGUAUGACGACCACGGAGGAUUUGUUAGAAGCUUCUGAAGGCCAUAUGGUUCGCAAUACCCCUCCAUUUAAUGCUUCUGCCACCACUCCCCAGGAGGCUUAUCCACUGGACAAGAUCAUCUCGACAGGAGAGUGGAAAUUCCUCCAAGAUAUCCAUAAGCCUUUAAAAGGGGAAUCUGAACUUCCCCAGUUUGUUAGAAACCGAAUCCAUAAACUGCAGCAGAUUGAGGAUGAAGACAAGAAGAACAAGCUUACUUGUAUUUUCUCGUAUAUUAUGCAUCUUAUAAAGUUCAACGAUCUGCAUUCCAAGGAGCGCCAGGGGAUUUCCUCUGAGAAGGCCUCCUCUGCAAAGGCUCACAGAUUCCCAGGCAUCAUAAGGGACAAAUUUGCAAGCAUGUUUGAUGCAGAGUCAGGAAGUCUAUCAACCGAAAAACGUAAUCUUCUCAUUAGUUAUGUUCUGGUUCUCACUCUAUUUGCGGAUGAAUUUCAAAUAAGUUUGACAGACAUAGCAACUGAUCUGAGAAUGAAAAGUCCAGAUUUGAGGAAGCAUUAUGAGGCCUUGGGCUGCAAGGUGUCUAAGAAGAAUAACUUAUUAACUGUUACCCUUCCUGUCCCCCUCCAAUUUCCAUCACUGAAGCGGAAGCGAAGCAAUAGAUGAAUUUGAUUUCAGUGAUUGUUGGACAGCUUUUAUGGAAGAACAUGGGCACUAGAAAUCAAGUUCCAAGCAUAUCUCUCUAGUGUAAAGGGAUUCUUGUUUGUUCUGAACUUAUGAUGAAUUGAUCUUCCUAUUUAUCUGGUAAUACUUUAAUGUUACCCAAACAGUUUCUAAUUCUUUAAUUCGUACUUUGAUGCCCUCUGGCUUUUCCCUUGCACAACGAA
Molecule: messenger RNA, 1514 nt
Organism: Fragaria vesca subsp. vesca
Lineage: Eukaryota; Viridiplantae; Streptophyta; Magnoliopsida; Rosales; Rosaceae
Product: DNA-directed RNA polymerase I subunit rpa49-like
Exons: 4
Coding region: 85-1293 (402 amino acids)
Biological process (GO): nucleolar large rRNA transcription by RNA polymerase I; RNA polymerase I preinitiation complex assembly; transcription elongation by RNA polymerase I
Cellular component (GO): RNA polymerase I complex
Molecular function (GO): DNA binding
Source: RefSeq, a predicted model, not a curated record